GUAUGAAAAGUGCUAUACAAAUAAAGUUUGAUUGACUGAUUGAUUGAUUGAGCCCCAGGAUCAGUACUUUCUUUUCAGACCUUGGUGGAUUUGCUGCGUUUUUUUUCUGGUCAUUCAAGCGAACCAGUGUGCUUGAUCAAGUAGUGGCACAAAGACUUCCUGGAACUUCGACAACCAAGUGGAACUUCCACAGUUGUGCUGUUAACACUGUGUAUGAGCACAGGGAUGACCUCCUUCAGUGUUUCCAGACCAUCAGAGACUCUGGUGACUCUGAUGCUCUAAUUGUCAGAGAGGCUGGGGGCUUUGUGAGAAUGCUGGAAGAUGAGGAAUUCUGCUUUUUCCUGGCGUUGUUUCACAAGAUCAUGCCACACGUGGACAUGCUGUUUAACCAGCUGCAGAAGAGGAACAUCGACCCUGUCUACAUCACAGGAGUCAUCCAGAGGUUCACCGACCGCAUGCAAAACAUCAGGGACUCCAUUCCUUCUCUGGGUGAGGAAUACAGUGGAUCUGUGCAGCAGCAGCCCACAAAGAAAUGGACGACACUUGGACAAGGAGAACAGCAGCAGUUGGCUACAGAGGUAUGUGGUACCAUUCUGAGUCACACCAGAGAGCAGUUCUCUUUGACCAAGCACCUCAUCAGCAGUGGUGCACUGACUCUGUUCCAGUUUUUCAUGGAGAACAACCUUCAGGCCACAUUCACUGAGACUGUCAGUCUUCUCAAGAUUCUCAUCACCUCACCCAUGACAACAGCAGAAUCAGAGAGGUGCUUCUCUACUUUAAAGAGGAUCAAGACCUUCCUGAGGAACACCAUGACGCAGGAUCGCCUGAAUGCUCUGGCCAUGCUCUCCAUGGAGAAAAACCUUGUCAGAAACAUCCCUGACUUCAGUAAAAGGGUCAUUGAGAGCUUUGCCACUCAGAAGGACAGAAGGGCAAAGUUCCUGUACAAAUAGAUAUCAGACAUACACACACACACACACACACACACACAUAUUCCCUAGACCAAAUCUUUCUUUGUAUAUAGUUGACCUUUGCACAAUACAUCAUCCAGCAAUAUAUUGUUAUAUUGCACUUUAGAAAUGUCUAAUACUUUGUCUUAGUAGUGUGUUUUUACUAAUAUUAUUGUAUAUGUAAUCUGUUCAUCAUUUACUUGAUUGUUUAGUCUAUAAAAUGUUUUUUCAUUGACUCAUAUUAAACAUAUGAAAGAAGCAAAACUUAACAUUUGAUAAUCAAAAACAAAAAAAUGUUUGGAAUCUUACCUUGGAAAAUCACUCCAGCGCUGACAUUAUUAUCAAAAUUGUUGCAGAUAAUAUUUUUCUUGAUCGAGUAAUUGAAACAUUUAACAUUGUAACAUUUAGCUUGAUCAUAAAGUACUGUACAGUAUUCUUCCAGCCAAAGGUUUGAGUUCAGCCACUCUAUAUUCAUUUCUUUAUUAUACAUCCUUUAUAC
Molecule: messenger RNA, 1446 nt
Organism: Epinephelus moara (kelp grouper)
Lineage: Eukaryota; Metazoa; Chordata; Actinopteri; Perciformes; Serranidae
Exons: 3
Coding region: 312-950 (212 amino acids)
Molecular function (GO): protein dimerization activity
Source: RefSeq, a predicted model, not a curated record